Messenger RNA from Hansenula anomala, 726 nucleotides. RefSeq lists its product as uncharacterized. Lineage: Eukaryota; Fungi; Ascomycota; Saccharomycetes; Phaffomycetales; Wickerhamomycetaceae. The record is from RefSeq and is a predicted model, not a curated record. The coding region runs from base 265 to 486 and encodes 73 amino acids. The transcript has 2 exons.
CCUGCUUUGAAUCUCAAAUACACAGCGGAACUGACCCAAUAUGCCAUACAAACAAGCAGUUGUUCACCUUCUACUGCUAAUCCUCAGCCAAUACCAGAAACUUACAAAGUAACAAAGACAGGUAAUAAGAGAAAAGUUGUUGAAAAGGUUCAAAGUAUAGAAUGUGGUGUGUUUGAUCUAGAUGAUUGGAUUCCUGAUUAUGAUGAUCAAAAUAUUUUGGUGAAGAAUCUCAACAUUCAGAUACCAAACCUUGCCAGAACUAAGAUGCAGCCAACUUUCCAUACCUGUACUUUACAAAACGUUUUCAUAUUGGUAUUAAAGAUAUUCAAUAAUGACCAAGAAGAAAUUGUUCCAAAGGGUGGUGAAAAAUCUGGAUCUUCGUUGUUCAAUAAGAUGGGUUUAUCCAAAAGUCCUAAUACACCUAAGGCUACUGUCCAGGGGACUGAGACUCUAAAGAUAGAGAUUCCAAUUACAAUUUUAUCUUGAUUAGAUUUAAUAUAACCAGUUUGUUUUGUUAAGCUCUGUAUACUUUUAUCAAAUUCGAGGGCAUUGAUCCCGGAAGUGUUCAAGAUGCUGUUUUCCGCGAAAAUCGCCAUCAAACGUUCUUUGGACUUCGAAUCGAAACGACAACGAAUUCAACUUGGAAAUUAAACUUAUAAACACCACCCAAACGUUUUGAAAUCACUGAUACACAAUGGCAGAAUCAAACGAAAUCACAGUCCAUAU